Molecule: messenger RNA, 1219 nt
Organism: Dimorphilus gyrociliatus
Lineage: Eukaryota; Metazoa; Annelida; Polychaeta; Dinophilidae
Source: the annotation of a GenBank genome assembly
CUAUUUUUCUCGAUUAUUUUUUCACUCUUUUAAUCAAUCUUUUAUCUAAUUAAGACUUUAAACAAAAGACCUUAAAAAUAUAGUGAAAAUUUAUUCAUAUAUUUUUUGUAUAUAUCUAUUUUUUUUUAUGACUGAAGAAGCUAUUAGUUGAUAACAAUGUAUAACUACGCUGUAUUUAUAUUCUCAAUAGACUGAAUUUUUACAUUUCGUGACAAUUUCACCUAAUUUCAUGAAUUUCAACUAAAAAAAUAUCACGAAAGAUGGCGUGUUGAACAGCAGUUGUAGCCUAAACAAUAGCAGACAUUCGACGAAAGACACCCAACUGUUUUUAUAAUGGAAUAUGCUUUUUUUACCUUUUUAAUUUACUACAAUAAACUUUAAAAAACGAUUUUUUCACUGACAUAAAAGUAGAGAAAUAUGUUGAAACUUAUUAUUUAGAAAGAUUUUACGACUACAAGUCUUAUCUAAAUAAGACAACAAUAUGAAUAGAAUAUUACUACUAUUUCACGUUUUCGUUCUUUUCCUAAUCUUCCUUAGUACAAGAAUAGAGGCAGGGAAAUUAGACCAAAACAGACCUUCAGGCUCCAACAAAAAUGUAUACGAUGAAAUCAUAGAGGAGAGGAAUGAAAUAAUGGAUUACAGAUUUUGGGAUACAACUGGAAUUAGGACAAAACUUAUGGCAUUAAGAACUGCUGCAACUUGGGUUCAGUCAGAUGGAGCAAGUCUAUUUUGCGAAAAUGAAAGCAGCAUGUUUCGACCCGAAGAAGUGUCCGUCAAACCCGUUUAUAGAUUAACCGGAAAGGAUAAAAAGAAAUGUAAAGGAUCCAAAUGUUAUGGUACUAUUGGUUCUAAAAUAGCAGGCAAGCUCCAUUUGAUCGAAAUCAUUAAUCAAUUUAAGAAAGCGACAAUACUGUAAUAUUUUCUUUAUUUCAGCAAUGAAACAGCCUAGUUGGCACGGCCUUGGACGCUAAUAAAGCAGGAAAACAAUAGUAAUAAAGUCUAGUCAAACUUUGGCCUUUCGAAUUAAAUUAGUAAGCUUGCAAUGUUUACAACUCUUCUAUUCGUCAUUUAUCUCUUAUCUAAAAAUGUAAUAUAUCAAUAUAAAUACAUUCUUAAUAUAAUAUUGAAAAUAGAAAACAGCAAUAAUAAAUGUAAGAAUGUUAUUAUUAUUAUUAUUAUUAUGAAAUAAUGAUUUAUUCUAUAAUCACUGUUGGCUUAC